GACGAGAGCAGAGUCUCUGUCGAAGUUUCUCUUGAAGUUUUUAAGAGAAAGUUGUAACUUUUUAACCAUGGCGUCUGAAAGUAACAGCGUGUCUGAUGAGAAGAUAGCAGAGGCCCUGAUCAGAGAGGUCAUUGAGGAGGAGCUGAAACACAUACCCUCAGAGGACGUCCCGUCCCUCACCCUCCCUGCUGUGGAACUAAAAAAUGAGCAGGAGGAGAAGUUUGUGGACCAGCUGGGCACAUUGGUACGCAAAAUUGGUGACAAAAUAAAGGACGACGUGGAGAUCCAAGAUGCAAUAGAUGGGCUUGCACGAGGCUUCAAGUGGGAAAGCUUUAAGCAAAUGGCAAACAAGCUGUUUGAGGACGGGAUCACCUGGGAGAGGAUUGCUGUCCUCUUCUAUGUUGCCGGCAGGUUGGCAGUCAGAAUGGUGGAGGCUCAUCUGCCUCAGUCCGUGAUGGAUAUCCUGAAGUGGACCGUGAACUUUUUCAAACAUGAUCUCUUGGGCUGGAUUCUGGGACGAGGAGGAUGGAUCUGCAGUUUCUCCGAUCUGGCGGUGGCGUCCAUGCAGACCGCGUCAUCCAUGAGCUCUCACAGAGGAGACCUUAUCAUCAUCACCUUCUUCGCCGGCAUAGCUCUCGGAUUCUUCAUCAGCUGGAGACUGACCAGAUGACUCUGAGGCGAACCUAUCUGAUGAUUGUUUUCACUCUACUUUUCUUACAAUUUCUCUGCAAAACUUGAAAGCUUGAGGGUGACACUGUGAAUGUAGCUGUGUGGCUCCUCUCUGUCCUCCUCCCUUCUUUCCUUUUUACCAUCUCUUCAUCAUGGCACUUCUGUAAAUUUUGUUUUGUGGUAAGCAAUGUUAUGCAGUACUCUUAUUUAAGUUUUUAAUUGAACGCUGCUCUGUGCUGUUUGUUUUCUGUUGGGAUAGUCAUUGCUGAAAUAAACUUGAAAUUUCAACUUCCUUGGGCAGUACUUAUUCUAAACUUGCCUGUUGCUAUGGUGCGGUUGGAAAAUGUAAAAAAAAACAGGUUGAUCCUAGUUUAUCUGUAAUGAACAUUAUAUAAUCACUAUUUUCCAUAAA
Molecule: messenger RNA, 1081 nt
Organism: Limanda limanda (common dab)
Lineage: Eukaryota; Metazoa; Chordata; Actinopteri; Pleuronectiformes; Pleuronectidae
Product: apoptosis regulator BAX-like
Exons: 1
Coding region: 68-670 (200 amino acids)
Biological process (GO): extrinsic apoptotic signaling pathway in absence of ligand; positive regulation of apoptotic process; mitochondrial fusion
Cellular component (GO): mitochondrial outer membrane
Molecular function (GO): protein heterodimerization activity; protein homodimerization activity; channel activity
Source: RefSeq, a predicted model, not a curated record